AUGGAGACCAUGGGUAAGGCAGCUAAUCUUUUUCAUGAGAUCAUGUUCAGAUGUGUAGUGUCCGCUGAAUGUCUUUGAAGGACGUAACUUAAAAGACCGGAUGUGUACGGGUAGUGGAGCAAAGACUGGUACGUGAUGCGUGGAUGGAAAACCUGAAACCACUUAGAGCUCUGUUUAUGUUGCUAUUUCUAAUGCACCAGGCUGUGUUUUUUUAUGUGGACCACAGAGACACCCUGCUAGUCCAGUCCUGCAGUCCUAAACAUUAGUAGUCAAACAGGAUCUGAUCACUCCUUUUUUAGUCAUAUGGUUCUGGUCUGCAGGAGAGAUCAGUCUCAUAUCAGAGGAUAGGAGAACGUAUUCAGUAUUUUUUGUUUCAUAUUUGCAGAACAUAAAUACACAAUAUAAAUAUUAACUUUUAAUUCUGGAUAAAAGUUUUAAACUUUAAGAACAAUUCCUUUGUUUUGUAUCAUUUAGAAGUAGCAGUGUAUUCACAUUCAAGUAUUGAUCAAAGGUAACUUUAAACAAAACCUACACUUUUGAAGUCGGUAGUUUUCCUUUUCAUUUGAAGUCCUCUUUAUUGUUUAUGUUUUUUAUGUGAAUUUAUUAGUGUGGACUUAAAUAAACAGGAAUACUUUAACAGUAAACAACAUCCUGCAAAUGAGUUUUAUGAAACGGUUGAUAAUCAAAGCAUAAACAUAACGGAAAAUACCACAAAUAUCUGAUAACCUAUCAAUAGAGAAGUAAGAGAAAUCUGUAACAUUCAGGUCAAACAUUUGAAGUGUUUUGAAUGUCACGUCUGCCACAACUGUAAGUCAACAAGCAUGGUGCCUCUCGGCUGCACUAUCAGUGAAUUUGACCCACUUAAGUUUGACCCACUGCAGACCAAAGUUCUCACAAACCAGCAGCCAACCUGUGAAAGAGUCAUGAGGCACAAACUCAGGCAGAUGGUGCCUCUGAGCACGUGCACAGGUGACUGUGCAUACUAUAAUCUGCUGUGACCUCUGAGAACUUGAACUGAAAAUUGAAACAUUUCUGGUCUUUAAGGAUGCCCAGACUGUCUAGUUAUUCGACAGUAAACAAGUUGGUGUGAGCCAUUUCAAACUGUGAUGAUCAAUACUUUUAUGUAAGGGAUCAAAUGACGGCAUGUGUGCUGUGAAAGGGGUUGCUUAUGGCAGUGGUUCUCAAGUCCAGUCCUCAAGGCCUACUGUCCUGCAUGUUUUGAUUGGUUCCCUGCUCCAACACACCUGAUUCAAAUGAUGAGCUCGUUAUCAAGCCAUUACAGAGCGUGAUAACGAGCUGAUCAUUUGAAUCAGGUGUGUUGGAGCAGGGAUUUCUUCACUACAUGGUGAACCCAACAAAGCUGCUUCUAACAGAGUAGAAGAGAUACGUUUACAAGAGUUUAAGAUCAGUUUUAUGCAGAUUGUGAGUUCAUGCUUUCUUUUAACUGGAAAAAAAGAUGAGAACAUUUAUUUUUAGGUCAGCCCGUUGCGUUUUUGUCAUGAACUCCUAGUUUUAUAAACAGCAUAAAACUUUUAGUGACCUCAAAGCUGAAACUAAAAUUUGAUCACAAAUGCACAAGCUCCAUUUUCAGCAACAAAAAAAUGCAGGUUUGAAACAUGUCGCAUACAAAAACACCGUGCUGAGAAAAAAACGAGUAUCGGCAAAAGAAAGAAAUCUUUACCAGCUCAUCAGAUGAAUUUGUCAGUGUGAUAAAUAAUCACAAUGUUUGAUUUCUCCCUGUUAUCAAACUUAAUCUGAAAUCAAAAUCAUCUUGGCCUUCUUCUCCUUCUUCUUUUUCUCAUCAGUGUGUCCGAUGGGUGGAGGGGCCACCAGACUGUACAGCGUUCCUACUCCAAUGCUCAGCAACAGCUCACCUCUCCCUCUCCCUCCGUCCCAUUUGGGCCCCUGCCAGCCUGUGGGCACAAACCUGGAUCCUGUUUUCUGCCAGGUGACUCUCAAUCUGUCCGCUGUUCACACUGACAAAAAGGGAUCAUUUGUGUUGCACUGUGGGGUCAAAUACUUGUUAACAAGUGUCAUCUCUGCCUCUCAGGAGCAGAAGGGGUCCUCUUUAUGCCCCCCUGAUCCGGUGGACCUGCUUCGACAAUGUGAGGAGGCCCUCAGAGACAGGCCCCCAAGAAUCCACAGAAAGUUCACUUUCCUCAGUGAUGGAGACGGCGCCUCCAGCAGCCCUAUCAGGGUGAUGCAGUGGAACAUACUGGCCCAAGGUAAAGUGCUCUCAGAUGAAAAACUAUCCACAGUCACAGGGGGGUUUAACGGAUGCAUCCGACAACAUAUCCAAUCUCAAAAAGUUAUAAGUACAUUCUGUUAUAUUUGUUUAGAGUGAUUCAGUUUAUUAAUCAUUUUAAUAUUUACCUUGUAUUUAACUAUUUAACUUGUAUUUAAUAAUUCUAUUUAGUCAAUAUGAUCAUCGAAUUACUAAAAAAACACCUGAAUACACUCCGAUAAAUGAUAAAAAUGUCCUCUUGUAGUUUAUCAGUUUCCAAAAACAUCUUAUGCAUUAAACCAGAUAAAUAAAUAUGUAUAUUUGUUAAAUUUUAAGGACAUUUAGAUUUUUUUGGUUUUCAGUAGUAAGUGGAAUAAACAUUUCAGCUCUAAAAAAUUGGAUUUUUUGGCCAUGAUUUGUGGUUUCGGACAUUAAAGGGAUAUUUUUAUAUAGUAGAAAUCCAAAAGGCCCUUGUAACAGUUUGACUUGUAAUUUGACUUGAUAAAACAUUCAAUGGAGGUCAGCAAUAUUAGUAAGUAUUUUAGUAUAUUAUAAUGAUACCAGCAUUUGUUAGUCUUACUAUAUAAAAAAUGAUAUCGGCAAUAUACGUCAUGUAUCAUGUGGCUUCAAAUCAGGCAGUAGUGGAGUUUAUUAUUUAAUCAAACCGUCAAAUACAAAAUGGUACCCCAGAAAACAAAGGAUUAAGCAAAAACGUUAGAGACCAAGUGUGCUUGAAGUCUCUUUUGGGUCAACAUUCUAGUUUGGUGUCAACUGUACUGGGUAAAGUACUUUUACAAACAGAUUAAACCUGUUCAUAAAGGUACUGUGGCUUAAAGGGUCUAUUUGUUUGAGCAUGUCUGGAUGUUGAUUUGAGGUACCUUUGUGAAGCAUUAUAUCAUGAACCGAGGAGUCCUGUGAAGCUGCUCCACAUUAGCUCAUUACUAAAGUCGGAUGCCUCUCUCUCUCUCUCCUCGUUUAGCUCUUGGUGAGGGACUUGACAGCUUCAUCAAGUGUCCCAUGGAGGCUCUAAGCUGGUCCCGCAGAAAGUACCUCAUCCUAGAGGAGAUCCUCACAUACCGACCCCAUAUCCUAUGUCUGCAGGAAGUGGACCACUAUUAUGACACCCUCCAGCCUGUCCUAUCAGGUCUGGGUUACAGCAGCAACUUUUGCCCUAAACCCUGGUCCCCGUGCCUGGAUGUGGAGGGUAACAACGGGCCUGACGGCUGUGCGCUGUUCUUCGAUCAGUCUCGAUUUGAGUGCCUGGAUAGCGUGAGCAUACGUCUCUCUGCGAUGAGGAUACCAACCAAUCAGGUGAGUAGACUCAGUUUAGAACAUGGACACACAAAGAGCUCCUCGCAGGUCCCUCUAACACUCUGCUCUCGCUGCAGGUCGCUGUGGUAACGAUGCUUCGCUGUCGGAGCACGGGGAGAUACCUCUGCGUGGCUGUGACCCACCUGAAGGCGCGCUCUGGUUGGGAGUGGCUACGCAGCGCUCAGGGCUCCGACCUCUUAAGACAACUCCAGAAUCUGGUCCAGAAACACCCCGCCGGGCCCAUGGGUGCCCCUCUCUCUGACAUUCCUCUGCUUGUCUGCGGUGAUUUCAAUGCUGUCCCGACUGAGGAGGUGUACCGUCGUUUUGCUGCAUCGCCCCUCGGUUUGAACUCUGCUUAUAAGAAACUGAGCCACGAUGGUCUGACUGAGCCUGAGUACACAACGUGGAAGAUCAGGCCCACAGGGGAGUGCUGUAGCACUUUGGACUACAUCUGGUACAGUCAGGACUCUCUGAGAGUGGACUCAGUUUUGGACAUGCCCACUGAGGAACAGAUAGGGCCAAACAGGCUCCCAUCUUUUAGUUACCCCUCUGACCACCUUUCUCUGGUCUGUGAUUUGAGUUUCAAGGAGAAGGAGUGA
Molecule: messenger RNA, 4134 nt
Organism: Xyrichtys novacula (pearly razorfish)
Lineage: Eukaryota; Metazoa; Chordata; Actinopteri; Labriformes; Labridae
Source: the annotation of a GenBank genome assembly